AUGCAAGACUCAGCCGUUUGGCUCAGGUUCCUUUACUCAAUCUUUCCACUACCCGAACAGACGCAGGUCAUCCGUGUCCUGGCUCUUAGCGCGAACACUGAUCUGGACGCUGACCCCGAGGUCGAAUUCAUCACAUUAUUGCUAGACGCGACGCAACGACGCCGAUUCCAGGCUCUCUCAUAUGUAUGGGGCGGUACCGAUGACCAGAAACCCGUCCUGCUAUAUGGGCGGCCCAUCUUAGUCGGGAAGAAUCUCCAUUCUGCUCUGCGACAUGUUCGAAGCCGCGAUAUGCUCCAGCCGACUAUCGUAUGGGCGGACGCUAUUUGCAUCAACCAAAUGGACCUCGUCGAACGCAGUCGUCAAGUAAUCCUGAUGCGGGCAUUGUAUACAAACGCGAAACGAAUUAUCCUCUGGCAAGGCGAAGGUACUGAAGUUAUCGAAGGCGCUAUGGCGCUUAUCAACUCUUUCGUGGAUUCAUGGAUUUGUCUCGGAGACAAAUUUGUUCAAUGCUUGCUGGCUCAGAGUGAUGCGGACAAUCCAGAUGACUUGGAGGCUUUCGCAGUGGCAGUGGCGUCUAUCUUGGCUGAGGAACCAUCAUGCAUUCGAAGAUUUUGUCAACCAUUUAUCCUACCGGAGAGUGUUAUUGCCCUAGUAAAUAAUAGCGCACUCGGUCAACAACCUUUCACGGCGUUCGCCGUAGCCAUCGCAUUUAUCCUGGAUGAAAAUCCCUUCUGGAGUCGCCUAUGGAUUCUGCAAGAGACUGUGAUUGCGAUGAGACGGAGUAGCGGUUUUCUUCAAAUUGGCAGUCACAAGAUCCACCUCGGAAAAAUGUUGUGCGCAGUCCUACUCUACUAUGUUGUGCAGACGAGGCUUCGUGUUCGAGGCCGCAGUGCUGACCCAGGUUUGGAUACGACAGGUCCGCUGUUAGUCCAGCGCUUUGGUCUGGCUGGGUUUCCUGGAUUAUUACAGGAGGACGCAAGCAGCCUGACACGACCACUUCUCCAGGCUCUUUUGACUACGAACAGAGAAUUGAAAGCUACCGAUCCCAAGGAUCGAGUCUACGGCUUCCUGGGCGUAUUGCCGGACCUGGGGCUUGAGCCAGACUACACUAAGUCUGUCUCUACAAUCUAUCAGGAGGCCACCAUGGCGGUAAUUCAGAAGCAGCAGUCUUUGGACAUCUUCAUUAAUAUCUGUCUUCCUGAUGCUACUUGCGCGGACCUCCCUUCUUGGGCAUCCACUUGGUCGACACAUGGCGGAGUUAUGCAUGCUACUAGAGUAGCCGCAUGGGAUGCAGACAGCUGGAUUACUCCCGACGAUAAUAGGAAUGCUGAUCCAGCAGACCACGGGGAUCCAGAAAUCUGCUAUAAUGCCUGUCCUGGCGUGGAGUUUGCCGCACAACAAGUAGGCACUACGCUCCAUGUACUUGGGUUCCGUUUAUGCAGAGCUGGAGAUGUCCAGGGCUUUGGGCCUUCGCUUUCGAUCCCUGAAGAUUCAGUGCCAAGCUCGGUAACUGGAUGGGCUCGCAAAAGCGAAUCGCUGGGCGAGAACUUCGACCCGUACAGGUCUGACAUGUUGGAUUAUUACCUCCACUGGCGUGAUCGGAGCACGGAUCAUGUGACAUUCGAGAAGAAGUUCAUCAACCUUCUCUUUCUCGACCGUACAAACAGAGAACGGCAGGGCACACAGUCGGACUGGGAUAUUGUUCACGAACGUUCCACAUUGGGAAACAUCGAGCAACCGGACACAAUAAUAUGCAAGGCCCUGACUCCUUUCCCACGCACUCUCCUCACACACCGAGUAGCGAUGCUCGAAAACAAGGUUCUCUGCCUUCUUCCUAAUGAAGCACAAGCCGGAGACGAGGUAUUCUUACUAGCAGGUUGUUACGUGCCGUUCCUUCUGAGACCUUCUCGUACGGGUUGUGGAACACUGUACAGCCUCGUAGGCCCGGCAUAUGUUGAUGGUGUCAUGGAUGGCGAGCCGUUAGCAGAAGCACCUCGAUGGGUAUCAACCGGUAAUCCGGAUGCGACUGGUGUCGAGUGGAGUAAAGUCGUUUUGAUGUAG
Molecule: messenger RNA, 2061 nt
Organism: Zasmidium cellare ATCC 36951
Lineage: Eukaryota; Fungi; Ascomycota; Dothideomycetes; Mycosphaerellales; Mycosphaerellaceae
Exons: 1
Coding region: 1-2061 (686 amino acids)
Source: RefSeq, a predicted model, not a curated record